UGCUCCGGGCGCGUGCAUAGUAAGGCGCGUGGCCGAGGGGAGAAGGCUGCCCUGGGUUCGCUUUAACGCUUAUGUUAGGGGGAAAAGACCAUGGCGGUGUUUCAGCAGCGAGUUUCUGUGCUGACGGAGAAGGACCAGAGAGCAGAGCGAGCAAGGCCCAGCUUUUCUUUUUCUUUUUUUUUUCCCCUCUUAAUGAUCCUUAGUAGAAGUGCGAAUGGCGCUAGGCUGUAGGGAGGGAUACUCCGCAGUCCCUGCGUUUGAUUGAUAGGCAAUGGGCAGGCUUUUAUUCCAGUUAAAGGAACAGAACGAAAAGAGGCGAUAUUUUGUUUACAAGAAUUGUGAAGUCUGGCGCUAGAAUGCUCCAGCGUUGCCAGCAGCAACAGUAACUAUGAUGACGUCGCCAUCGUCGGUGUCCAUGGAGGAGUUUCAGGAGACUCAACAGAUGCAGGAGGAGGAGCACUCAGUUGGAGAGACUGAUGAAAGGUUGGAGGAGGAAGAGGAGAGAGAGGAGGAGGAUGAGGAGGAGGAGAGCGGCCCGGUGCCAGCUGACCCCCAGACACCCAUGGAGGCCCAAAAAGCCGCCAUAUACAGGCAUCCCCUGUUUCCACUACUGGCACUUUUGUUUGAGAAGUGUGAGCAGUCCACGCAGCGCUCCGAGUGCGUGACGUCGGCCAGCUUUGACAUGGACAUCCAGAACUUUGUGCGGAGUCAGGAUAAGGAGAGCAAGUCGUUCUUCAGCGAGGACCCUGAGCUCGACAGCCUGAUGGUGAAGGCGAUUCAGGUGUUGCGUAUCCACCUGCUGGAGCUGGAGAAAGUGAGCGACCUGUGUAAAGACUUCUGCAGCCGCUAUAUCGCCUGCCUGAAGACUAAGAUGAACAGCGAGACUCUGCUGAGCAGCACUGAUCCGGCCAGUCCGUACUCACCUACACAGGCUCAGGUUCCUAGCUCUUUCCCUGGAACUGUGAGUCCGCAGGGGAUCGUACUACCAACAUCCGCCUUACAACAGGGCAGCCUUACUGUGACAGCAGUAAACCCCACACAGGUUGUGUCAGGUGGCACGGUCUAUCAGCCUGUAACUGUUGUGACUCCACAAGGCCAGGUGGUCACCCAGGGUCUCUCACCUGGUACAAUACGCAUCCAGAACUCACAGCUCCAGUUACAACUGAACCAGGAUCUCAGUUUCCUGAGUCAAGAUGAAAGCUCAUCUAAGACCAAGCGGGGUAUCCUGCCCAAGCACGCCACCAGCGUCAUGCGUUCUUGGCUCUUCCAGCACAUCGGGCAUCCGUAUCCCACAGAAGAAGAGAAGAAGCAGAUUGCCCUGCAGACUAACCUCACCCUGCUGCAAGUCAAUAACUGGUUCAUAAAUGCACGAAGGCGGAUCCUGCAGCCGAUGCUGGACGCCAGCUCAUCGGAGGUGCCGAAGAACAAGAAGAAAACACCACAGACUCGUCCACUUCAGCGCUUCUGGCCAGACUCCCUCGCUUCCUCAGUCUCCCAGCAACAGGUUACCAUGGAAGAUGGUACCAUGGUGUCAGUCAGCAUGGUGGGAGAAGACAGGCUGCAGACGCUGACGUCGGACGGAGCGACGCUGGCCAUGCAGCAAGUGAUGAUGGGCGGCCACAGCGAGGACGACGAAGAGGACGAGGAUGAAGACGAAGAGGACAAUCUAUCCCACUCCGACAUGACCAGGCUAGGCCUGGAAACCAGCGACUCACUGUAGGAAUGAGAAGUUAGAUUUACCCUUAGACACACAUACACACACUCUGCCAGGGAUGUCGAGAGACACGUUAAAGGUUGUUAUUAAAUAGAUAUUGUUUAAGAAAGUGAAAAAAAAAAUCAAAAACGAAGGAAUAAGAGAAAGAAAUGAAAGAAGGAGAGACAUUUUCUCACUGUGCGGUCGAGUGCAUGUUCACGUACUGUACGUCACAUUACGGACAAUCGGGUUGUCAAACAUCCCGAUGAUUAAAUCAAUUGAAAGGCUUAAAGCCAUACACGCCAAAUAAAGAAAACGAAAUAACAAUGCAGUUCAUGUACACACACAUACACGCAAAUGAUAAGCACAAUUGUACAACAACGUUUCUUGCACAGUGAGGAUAUGCAUCAGUUUCAUUUCAAAAACGUGUUUUAUUGUUUGUUUGUUUGUUUGUCUGUCUGUUCAGCAGCACAAAGGAAACCUCAUGCACUUUUUCGUAUGUUACUGUAAACAGCCAUGUUAAAAACAGCCAAAAGAGAAGAGAAGGCGUGGGUCAAUGCGGGAUGAUUUGGCUUUUUACUUGUCCUCGUCUCCUUGGAUGAGCUUGUGUCUCUUGCAUGCCUGUGUUUGCGAUGUUUUCAGACACCAGAGAAGAAGAAACUAUUUUUAUAUUUACACUGCUGAUGAAUCGAUGCCGUUUUGCUUUGGCUCAGUUUUGCUGUGUUUUUUGGUAAAAGACAAUUUAUGUUGGUGAUGAUGAAAAAAGUCACUUUUUUAAAAAAAAUGAUGGCCCAGUUUUGGGGGAAUUUUGAUAAAGCUUAAUUAAUACCUGUCAAUACAAAGAAAGAGUGAUAAGUUGAAGAAAAGGAAAAAAAACAGUUUCGUUUUAUGACUUGAAACUGGCCUAGUUUUUGUCUAAUUAAACUGACUAGCACUUCUGCUAAAGCUUUAGUUUUCAGGAAAAACCAACAAACAUCUAAAGUGACAGUUAAUCAAGUACCAGUACAUUCCCACUAUGAGUUACGAUUCUGUUUUUACACACCGUUGUCUAUUUUUUCUUUUAAAAACACUUUCUUAUGAGAUCCUUAAGUCUAGUUAUAUGGAAAAAGUUCAUUUGUGACCCAUCACAUCAAAUCGGGUAUUAAGCUGCAUGUUGGGUGAUUUGAGUUUGGCAUAUUUUCAGAUUCCUGGUUUAAUAAGUUCUGUUUAAAUUUUUCAGUUGUUGAGAUUCGACCAGUGCGAGUUUGUUUACGAGGAGGAAGGAGGGGGGGCCUGGAGGGGGGCUGAUAAUAUUGAAAUGAGGAUUCCGUGAUAUUGUAAGAAAGAACUUCACCAGCAGCGCAGCUUUAUAGAGAAUAUGCAUGUCUUUCUAUUACAACUAGAGUUACUAGCUUGAAUAGUGGUUCAUUUAAGUGCGUUUAAGC
Clarias gariepinus (North African catfish) is the source of this 3117-nucleotide messenger RNA. It is a transcript of the gene pknox1.2, whose product is annotated as pbx/knotted 1 homeobox 1.2. The transcript has 11 exons. The coding region runs from base 389 to 1720 and encodes 443 amino acids. NCBI's taxonomy places the organism in Eukaryota, Metazoa, Chordata, Actinopteri, Siluriformes, Clariidae. Gene Ontology annotation, biological process: angiogenesis; regulation of transcription by RNA polymerase II. The record is from RefSeq and is a predicted model, not a curated record. Gene Ontology annotation, molecular function: RNA polymerase II cis-regulatory region sequence-specific DNA binding; DNA-binding transcription factor activity, RNA polymerase II-specific.